Messenger RNA from Ilex paraguariensis (yerba mate), 358 nucleotides. The record is from the annotation of a GenBank genome assembly. NCBI's taxonomy places the organism in Eukaryota, Viridiplantae, Streptophyta, Magnoliopsida, Aquifoliales, Aquifoliaceae.
AUGGCACGGACGAAUUCGGCUGCUGCUGUCCACGUUGCGAAUGCUCCUCGAAAUAAUGGGAUGGUCGGCAAUGCACCGGCGUCCGUCGUAGUUCGCUCAUCGGCGCUGGGUGCCGGUGGUGCUGUACUGGGCCAGAAUAACUUGAACAAUGGCGGCAGCAUCAGCGUCAAUCAGGACCCUCAGAUGAUGGCCGCGAACGCAGCCAAGGUCAACGUGACCAACGGGCCCAAGCAAUUGCCUCCUCAGACUGUGAAUGGUGCUAAACAUAAUCAUCUGGAUAAUAAUAGCUGCGAUAUAACUAAGAUGUCGGGAAUAAAGGAGAAAGAGGAAGAUAUAACACUCGUCCAGAGGGACCCAG